GCCCAUAAUUGUUUUCCAUCUCUGGCCGCGUUUUUAGUAAAAGUUGGAAAAAUUUGUGUUUUUCCUGAAAAAAUUAAUUAAAACAUCACAAAUACAGCUGUGGAACCAUCAUGGCUUCCGAGGACUUCUAUUUGCGCUAUUAUGUGGGUCACAAGGGCAAGUUUGGCCACGAGUUUCUAGAGUUCGAGUUCCGGCCGGACGGCAAGUUGCGGUACGCCAACAAUUCCAACUACAAGAACGACACCAUGAUCCGCAAGGAGGCGUUCGUGCACCAGUCCGUCAUGGAAGAGCUGAAACGCAUCAUAAUUGAUUCGGAAAUAAUGCAGGAGGACGAUUUGCCCUGGCCGCCACCAGAUCGCGUGGGUCGCCAGGAACUGGAGAUUGUGAUUGGCGACGAGCACAUCUCGUUUACUACCUCAAAAACGGGCUCCUUGGUGGACGUGAAUCGCUCAAAGGACCCCGAGGGCUUGCGCUGCUUCUAUUAUCUUGUGCAGGAUCUAAAGUGUCUGGUCUUCUCGCUCAUCGGUCUCCACUUCAAGAUCAAGCCCAUAUAACCGACCCAAGCAGCACAUAUUCAAUUUUACGCAUAAGUCUAUUUAAACAGACGCAUUAUAUUUUGUAACAAAGCCUCUACAAUACUAGUACUUGUAUUAGCCCUAAUGCUCCUCUACUGAUAGUACAACAUUUAUGUACAGUUUGGAGAUCGCUCUGGAAAACUGAAAGAAGUGAAGUCUGUGUAAUGAAUAAUAAAUGACCAUGAAACAUC
Drosophila obscura is the source of this 766-nucleotide messenger RNA. RefSeq names its product protein mago nashi (gene mago). The coding region runs from base 111 to 554 and encodes 147 amino acids. The transcript has 2 exons. The record is from RefSeq and is a predicted model, not a curated record. Gene Ontology annotation, biological process: RNA splicing. Gene Ontology annotation, cellular component: catalytic step 2 spliceosome; exon-exon junction complex; nucleus. Lineage: Eukaryota; Metazoa; Arthropoda; Insecta; Diptera; Drosophilidae.